AUGUCUUCCGGUCGUCCGCGCGCCACCUCGUCCGCCUGCGCCGACCUCCCCCCGCUCCCCUCCGCCUCCCUCGCGUUAUUCUCCAAGACACCCGCGCUCUCCCCCCCGCGCCCUCCGCACGCCCUCAGAUCCCGCGCUGCGCGCGUCGCCAUCUCCGCGCUGGCCGCUGUCGCCGUCACCCUCACCGCGCUAUGCCUCUUCCGCGGGUCCUCCUCCGCGCCAAUCUCCCCGCCCGCUUCCGCAGCUUCUGCGCACCUCCCCCUCGCGGGCGAACAGCCCGCCUCCCCGUCCGCGCGCGGAUCUCCCCCGCGCUUCAUCCUCUACCGCAUGAUUGGCAACGACAUGCCGCCGCUACAGUGCGACGGGCAGCUGUACCUGAACACUCUGUACGCGUUACAGCACGAGCCCAAGGACCUGCCAGAGCUGCGGCGCGUGUGGGUGAUGAACAAGAUGCUGAACGACUCGGAGGAGGCGCGAAUCACGGCCGCCAUUCUCGCCCACGGAUACCCUGAGGAGGACAUCGUGAGGAUCCCCGUGAACUACACAGAGCUCGCCGCCAUGCCCGAGAACCUCUGGUCCACUGCCAUCACAGCGAUGAACGAGGCGCGGCUGGUGAUGAUGAAUCACGGCAUAGCGAACGGAGCGCGGUGGAUCCUGCCUCUGGACGGCAACCACUUCCUCACUCGCGAGGUGUGGACGUACCUCGCUGCUGCGGCCGACCGCCAUGAGGCCCACGGCAAGACUGCCUUCAAGAUCCCAGUGGUGAAGAUCGACGGUCCACAGAGUCCCGAGUGGAUCAACGGCAGCACGUUGUACAGUGACCUCUUCCCCCACGCACCAACGCUGCAGGAGGGCAUGAUUGGCUUCCGCAACGACUCCCCACACCGCUACCAACCAGGUAUGGGAUUCGGCAGGAGGAACAAGCUAGAAGCCAUCAACCGCAUCUGUGGUACGGGCGACCAAUACACCUUUCUGGAGCUCACACACAAGCUGGGCCUACUCCAGCUCUUCUAUCCAGACUUCACCCCGCAGCUUGCCGACACAGGCGAGUGUGGCUGCCAGAGGGAAACCGGCAGUGAGGCAAAGACGAGGCCCAUGCGCAUGUCUGUCCUGUAUUCGUGUGGGCUGUCCAUUCGGCUGUGGUAUUAUCCGUGCCCGGAAGUGGAUGGUGCGAGGAUCAUGCGCGACGGGUGGUACCGCUUUAAGCAACGCCAAAAGGCGCGGUUUAUUCUGCUCGACCGCAUUCGAGAACGGAUCAAGCAAUUUACGGCAGAGCGGUCAGGUUAG
This is a messenger RNA of Closterium sp. Yama58-4, 1287 nucleotides long. Lineage: Eukaryota; Viridiplantae; Streptophyta; Zygnematophyceae; Desmidiales; Closteriaceae. The record is from the annotation of a GenBank genome assembly.